This is a messenger RNA of Mycena citricolor, 674 nucleotides long. The record is from the annotation of a GenBank genome assembly. NCBI's taxonomy places the organism in Eukaryota, Fungi, Basidiomycota, Agaricomycetes, Agaricales, Mycenaceae.
CUGUCUCAUGCAGCCAUGAUCACCUCUGCGGUCGGCAUCCCCAUCGUCUUCGCCCUUGCCCUUGUCUCGAUCUUAUUCAUCACAUGCUUCUGGAACCGCCGAGAGAACAUCUUUGUCACGGUCAGCCCCCAGCCGGGCCAUGCGCUCCGGGAGCGGCCGCGCAUCUGGGACCUGGACACGGCCGCGCCGAUGCUUGUAGACGCGGUUAGAAUGUGGGAAAACAUAUACGUGUGUCGUUGCCGUGCUCUCUCUCCGUGCCCUGAGUCGCUCUGAACGCGAUGUCCGCAGCCGUUCGCCGUCACGCGACAGAAACGCCCGGCGCCGCCGGCACUCGACCCAGCCCCUUCAUCCGGCUCAACAAGUGCAUUUGCAGCCCUCGUCUCGAGAUUCCGUCGGACGCCGCCGCCGGGCACCAAGACCGAACCGAUUCCACUACAAGACGCUUUGGAGGACGUGCAAGUGGCGGUUACGAUCGCUAUGCCGUGGGAGCCGCACACACGGCCGCACGAGGCUCCCGAAGGCGCAGAAUCCCCCGUCUACUGCAUUGGGGUGUAUAGAACCGCCCUCGGCAAUCUGGAUACUAUCGUGCAUACCUAGCUGUCUGUAAUACUUGUACCACGCGUGAUGCUUUUACGAAUCGCGAUGACUCCCUGAGGAUCUGACCUGAUUCCGAA